Molecule: messenger RNA, 3862 nt
Organism: Trachymyrmex cornetzi
Lineage: Eukaryota; Metazoa; Arthropoda; Insecta; Hymenoptera; Formicidae
Gene: ine
Product: solute carrier family 6 member inebriated
Exons: 13
Coding region: 827-3469 (880 amino acids)
Biological process (GO): amino acid import across plasma membrane; sodium ion transmembrane transport; nitrogen compound transport
Cellular component (GO): plasma membrane
Molecular function (GO): amino acid:sodium symporter activity
Source: RefSeq, a predicted model, not a curated record
UCUCUCAACUAUGCACGCGUCGCGAAUCACGCACGUACAACGGCGCUGACGUCGCGGUGUGGGUAUCACACGGUGUGUGGUGUGUGUGGGUGCUGUGCACGCGUAUAUACGUGCGUGCCGUGCACGCGUGUAUGUAUGUGUGUCACGAAUCGCGGGCAAUCGCGAGUCGCGACGCACGGGCGUACACAUGAACCCGGAUCGCCGUGAAACGCGGGUUCACGGCGGUGUUGUCGCUUCGCGGCCCGAAAGCGAUCACUCCGAAGCGAUUGUUCACUUCGAUCGUGCGAUUUUAUUCCGAGAAAAAGAAACGGGGGAAAAAAAGAAGUGAACGGAGAACGAACGCGCGCCAUACCGCGCAGAUGAGAGUACACGUGAUACGUUCGAGAAACACGCGCUCGCGCGUACGUAUGUGUGUGUGCGCGCGCGUACAGUGGAUGUAGUCUCGUUAUCACUCGAGUGAUACGCGGAUGACUUUUGCUCGUCUCGUCGAGACGCAUCCGAUCAGGAUUUUCAGGCACGCUGCAAUCUGACAGGUCAGUCACAGACUAUCAAUCCGAACUUUGAUCACGCUGUUUGAUACAAUGCAACGUAUUCUUCUCGUUUGAACUCUACAAGUAUUUCAUCGCCUCACUGGCCACUACCACCUUCGAUAAAAUCGGCGGCAGCCCAAACAAUGGUUUGAUGUCUCUCGUCAUCGUUUAUUUAUAAGUUCCUUUCUGGGUGUCUCAAGAUUGUCGAAAGUCUUCUAUCUUCUGAAUUUUACAGUAAAUCUGGAGCCAACCUUUCCUUUGAUUCGACGGAUGUGCGCGCAAGUGGUCAUGCGAUUAUGGACACCGAGAGCGGUAACAACGAUAGCGGCAUCAAUGGCAGCACCAGUGACGAACCGCGCAACGAGAGCAAGUCCGUCCUACCAAAGCACGGGGAUGCUACCCACGGCAAAUUCCUCGGCAAACAGGCCGGCUGCGUGCGUAAAAUGAGCACGAUGCUUGAAGAAGAGGGCGACGUGUCCGACGACGCGGAUCCAGACGUGAUCAGGAUCCGCCGUCAACAUCAAAAACGCCCCGAGAUCGAAGCCGAGUGGUCCUCAGAAGAGGAGAGAGAUCGUUUGCUGAACACCGCCAAACAUGAGAUCCUCGUUGUGCCGAGCACUAGUGGUAACAAUGUCAAAAGGGUGGCCAGCCACGAGGACAGUCCCGAAAGUAUUCCUCGAGAUAAAGGCCAUCGUCGACGGCCGCAGCCACGGCUGGUGCUUGAUCAGGCUGACUCCGGGUCGAGUUCGGAUCGCGACAACGGACUGCAUAGCCCUGGCAGAUCGAGCGCCAGAAGCAUUGAUCCACGACACUAUCGUCAUUAUUGUGCCAACGUGCGUUCGCCGAGAAUCUUCAGCAUGGAUGAGAACCAUCAGCACUGUCCCUGCUGCCAUCAAUUAUCACCUACCUGGACCUCUCUGUACACGGAGAACAACGGAAGUCAGGCUCGCUCAUUCCCCGACACGAUCUCGAUCAGAUCUCUGGCGUCGAUCGGCCUGGGCUCUUCUGACGGCCGGAAGCUCACGAUACGUAGAGUUCCCACUUCGCCGUCGGAGCUGCUUAACGUGGUACAUCCGCCACCUUUCGAGGAUGACGUUUCUACGUGGACCAGCUAUGACGAUCUGGACGCGGACGAUCCCGGCGAUUAUCGGCAGCCCAGGAGGCUUCACUGGGCGAAUAAAAUGGAAUUUGUUCUCGCCUGUAUAGGCUACUCCGUCGGUCUCGGUAACGUCUGGAGAUUUCCUUACUUGUGCUACAAAAGUGGCGGCGGUGUGUUCCUCGUGCCUUACUUUUUAAUACUCGUAGUAUGUGGAGUACCAUUGCUGUACAUGGAGCUCAGCAUCGGACAAUUCACUCGUCGCGGCCCAAUCGGAGCCCUGGGUCAAGUAUGUCCAUUGUUGAAAGGAGCAGGUUUAUCAUCAGUCGUAAUAUCAUUUUUAAUGUCUACCUACCAUAAUGUGAUAAUAGCCUACGCAAUCUACUAUUUCUUCUCGGCAUUCCGAUCGGAGCAACCAUGGUCACGUUGUGACAACUCGUGGAACUCGCCGCGCUGUUGGCUGCCUAGUUAUGGGUCCAUCGAUAAUCGAACUCGGCCGAAUCUGACAAGAACACCAUCCGAGGACUUCUUCGACAACAAGGUCCUGCAAAUUAGUAAUGGCAUCGAAGAGCCGGGGAUUUUGAGAUGGGAGCUCGUGGCGUGCUUGAUAACUGCAUGGAUCAUGGUAUAUUUUUCGAUCUGGAAGUCCAUUAAGUCAUCAGCACAAGUGAGAUACCUGACAGCAACGCUGCCUUUUCUCCUAAUCGUGGUCUUCCUCACGCGAUCCCUCACUCUGGAGGGAGCCUCGAAAGGUCUGCAAUUCUUUUUCCAUCCACGCUGGGAAUUGCUUGGCGAUGCAAAGGUCUGGAUUAACGCCGCGGCGCAAGUCUUCAAUUCUGUAGGAAUCGCUUUCGGCUCGAUGAUAUGCUUUGCGAGUUACAACCGAUUCCACAACACAAUCCUGGUAGACACCGUUGCUGUUUCACUCAUAAACGCCUUCAGUAGUUUACUAGUUGGAAUAUUCUCGUUCGCCACAAUCGGCAAUAUAGCGCUGGAGCAAAACAUGUCUGUCGAUGCUGUCCUAACCGAUGGACCUGGUCUAGUCUUCGUCAUCUAUCCGCAAGCGCUAGCCAAGAUGCCAGCUUCUCAACUCUGGGCUGUGCUAUUUUUCUUUAUGCUGGUCUGCCUUUCGUUAAACAGUCAAUUUGCUGUUGUUGAAGUGGUUGUUACGUCGAUCCAAGACGGUUUCCCGAAUUGGGUGAAGCGUCAUCUUCUCUGCCACGAAGUGCUGGUCCUUCUCAUAUGCGUCAUUUCGUUCUUGUUUGGAUUGCCAAAUAUUACGCAGGGCGGUAUUUAUUUUUUCCAACUAAUAGAUCAUUACGCCGCAUCGAUGUCUAUCAUGUUCUUGGCGUUCUUCGAAGUAAUUGCCAUCUCGUGGCUUUACGGCGUACGGCGACUGUGCAAUAACGUCAAGGAGAUGACUGGACGCUUGCCUUCGAAAUACUUCCGGUUCUGUUGGUUCCUCGCUGCGCCUCUUCUUAUAAUGGCUGUAUGGGUGUUCAGCUUAAUUGAUUAUGAGCCGCCGACCUACCAUAACGGUGAUUACAUAUAUCCAUGGUGGGCAGAAGCGAUCGGAUGGGGCAUCGCGUCUCUCUCCUUAAUUUGCAUUCCCGCUUUUGCCGUUUAUGUAUUCGUCAGAGCGGAUGGUGCGACGUUUGCUGAAAGAUUCAAAAAUUCCAUCAAACCACACUUCGAGGCGUGUAAAGUUUGCGGACAGGAAUACUGCAUGGAGCCCAUGCACAAUUUGCCAGAGCCGCCAGAGGACAUGGUUAAGGAGCCACAAACGGACAUGAAUACAUCCAUACAACUGAAUUCCUACAAUCAAAUGAAGCCUCAGACGUGAUAAUAUAUCGACUCGCAGGAAUGACUCGCUUUUCAUGAUUGCGCUUAAUCCACAGGAUGCCAAAGCAUUUUAAGAAAUGAUUGGUUAACAAGAAAUGUCAUUUGCUCGUAUACUUUUAUCGUCGGUCAUUACGAUAACUGUCGUGGGAGUCAACAUUCCAUAUUUAUAAUCUCGUUAUAAGGACGGUAAUCACUUGCGAAAGAGUCAUUAGGAUAAGAAUAUAUCUGUUAUAUACUUCUCAUAAAGUGUUAUUACUUCUUGUAAACUGUUACUCUUUACGCCAUUGUCAUGUGAUAGAUUAUAUAGACAAGCACUGAUUUGACAUAAGAGUAUAUUUCUGUAUAUAUCGCAGCCAAUACACAAUCUGAUGUGUACAUCGUUAACUAUAAUUUU